Molecule: messenger RNA, 911 nt
Organism: Hirundo rustica (Barn swallow)
Lineage: Eukaryota; Metazoa; Chordata; Aves; Passeriformes; Hirundinidae
Gene: METTL21C
Product: methyltransferase 21C, AARS1 lysine
Exons: 6
Coding region: 21-911 (296 amino acids)
Biological process (GO): peptidyl-lysine methylation
Cellular component (GO): cytoplasm; cytosol
Molecular function (GO): protein-lysine N-methyltransferase activity
Source: RefSeq, a predicted model, not a curated record
CCACCCACAGGAAGCUUCCCAUGCCCUCUGUCACAUCAGGUCAGCUCUGUGAGCCAUCAGAAUUCAGCUCUGUUUCGUGUGGAGUGACGGUUACUGCUGGCUUGUGCUCUUCUGCCAUGAUCUCUGCACAGCAGCCACCAUUUCCCAACAAAAUCCAAAGAAAAAUGGACUGCCAGUCUGAGGAAGAAACCUGUGAAGAGCAGUGUGACUCUGAAAACGGCACUUGCAGCUCCGAGCAUGCAGAAUCUGACACAGGCUCACCAGUAACUCUUAAAAUACUGCAGAACUGGGUUCCUAGAGUUUCACACUAUUUUGAUAAGGAGCACUAUACGUACGUUGGCCACCAGAUUGUCAUUCAGGAGUCCAUAGAACACUUUGGAGCUGUGGUAUGGCCAGGGGCACUGGCUUUAUCUCAAUAUCUGGAAUCAAAUCAAGAACAAUUCAACCUCAAAGACAAAAAGGUUUUGGAAAUUGGUGCUGGAACAGGCUUGCUUUCCAUUGUGGCCUGCAUCUUAGGAGCUCAUGUUACAGCUACUGAUUUGCCUGAAGUUCUUGAAAAUCUCUCAUAUAAUAUUUCAAGAAACACACAGAAGUUGAAUAUGCACAAACCUGAAGUGAGAAAACUGGUAUGGGGAGAAGGCCUCAAUGAAGACUUUCCUGUAUCAACUUACCAUUAUGAUUUCAUACUGGCAACUGAUGUCGUGUACCAUCACGGAGCUCUGGACCCCCUGCUAGCAACAAUGGUGUACUUUUGUAAGCCAGGAACAGUAUUACUAUGGGCAAAUAAAUUCAGAUUUAGUACAGACUAUGAAUUUUUGGAAAAAGUUUGCAAUAUAUUUAACACAACCAUUCUAGCAGAAUUUCCAGAAUCAAAUGUCAAGCUGCUUAAAGCCACAGUAAGAAAUAAUUAA